AUGGGUGUGGCCAAGCGUACUCGGAAAUUUGCCCAGGUUAAGCGUAUCAUUGGCAAACGUGACUCCAGGAUAAAGGAGAAUCAGGGCAAGGGUGAUGCCAUCAACAAGAAGAAGGCCGCUGAGGCCGCCACAGAUGAGGUGGUUCGAGAAGUGAAGGAGAUGCCCAUCCAAAUGUUCUUCUCCCACAACACAGCUCUCGUGCCGCCCUACAACUGCCUGGUCGAUACCAACUUUAUUACACACUCUGUCCAGAGGAAGCUUUCUCUUGUACAAGCUAGCAUGGACCUGCUGUACGCAAAGGUGAACAUGUACAUCACAACAUGCGUGCUUGCCGAGUUGGAAAAGCUCGGUCCCAAGUACCGACUAGCACUCCGCGUUGCCAAGAGUGAGAAUUUCGAGGUUCUCAAGUGCCAGCACAAGGGUAUCUAUGCCGAUGACUGCAUAUUUGACCGCGUGUCCAAGUCUCGCAUCUUCAUCGUUGGUACCGACGACAAGGACCUGCAGAGACGGUUGAGGAAGAUACCUGGUGUACCCAUCAUGAAGGUGGGUAGGGGCAAGUAUGUGAUUGAGAAUAUGCCCGGUGCGCCGCAAUGA
Messenger RNA from Parascedosporium putredinis, 594 nucleotides. The record is from the annotation of a GenBank genome assembly. NCBI's taxonomy places the organism in Eukaryota, Fungi, Ascomycota, Sordariomycetes, Microascales, Microascaceae.